This is a messenger RNA of Enterobius vermicularis (human pinworm), 669 nucleotides long. Lineage: Eukaryota; Metazoa; Nematoda; Chromadorea; Rhabditida; Oxyuridae. The record is from the annotation of a GenBank genome assembly.
AUGUUCAGUUGUAACAGUGGAAGUAUUUCUGGUUGUACGGCUUUAGUACCGUAUUCAGCGGUGAGAAUUUUGGGUGAUUUCGAGGAUGACUACAAAGAUAUAGUAUUAGGCGGCCGACGCUAUCGACUGAAACAAAAAUGGAAUGAUAACGGAGUUUCCGGCGUUUUGUGGGAGUCGGCAGUUGUGUUGUCUCGGUACAUAUAUGCAAAUACGGAUGUAAUUCGAAACAAACGGGUACUAGAACUGGGUGCUGGGCUUGGGUUACCAAGUAUGGUAGCCACCAGAUGUAAAGCAAACUUCGUACUUGCAACAGACCAAAAACUAGCCAUACCUUUACUCCGGGAAAACAUUGAACUAAAUGUACUGGAUUUUACAAAGAUUAAAGUUAUCCCACUGGACUGGCAAAAUGACUUGCUCAAUGAAACUUUUGAUGUAAUUCUUGGUGCCGAUCUAGUAUAUAAUGCCGAACUUUUCAACCCCCUGACUACAAUGUUAAAACGACAUAUGGGACCUAAUGGAAUUGCCUUAUUCAGCAGCAGACUGCGAUAUCCGAAGGAUAAAAUGUUUUACGAGAAUCUUAGCACUGCCGGUUUAGUUGCUAGAGAGGAAUUAUACGACGAAGAAACGGAUAUUCAUGUUUAUAGUAUAUCAAGAAUUAAUGCAUCUUAA